CGUCGUCCCCGACGGGCUCGUCCUGGAGCUUCGACCUGGAGCCGUCGGUCUUCGUGGAGGACAGGAGGAGGGCUGCACCGCUGCCUAGCGCUGCGGAGGAGGGCUGGCGGCUGGAGAGUGCUGAGUGCUGGUUGGUAAGUGGUAACCCUAUCUUGCUAUCGGGCCAGCCCGCGAAACCAAUUUUGGCCCUUGAGCUAAACGGCCCACUAAACAGCCUGAACGGGGCAAGAAACGGUUUAGACGCCGUUCUGUUUCACCCGUUUCGUCAGUUUAAACGGGGCUUUGACCGUCUAAACGGGUCAACCGUUUAUUCCACCGCCCAGGUCCUAAACAGAACGGGAUGGCGUCGUCUACCGUUUAGACGGGUUUAAACGGCCGUUUAAUCCCGUUUAGGAAAACACUGACCACAGUAGCUAAUUUUGUAUCUCAUUCAUAAGUUGCUAAACUGAAUGCUUUAGUUUUUUUUUCUGUUUUGAUUGAACCUACUAGAAGGGAAAGGAGGACAGCAUUUACCGUGAGUCAAUAGUCAUAUAAGACAGCUUCCUUCCAUGAUGUGCUCAUGUAAAGAAGUCAAAUACAAAUGAAGCAAACUGCUGUCCUUUGUUGGAGGAUUGAAGACAGGUAGCGCUAUGGUAGUUGCCACAACUGCGGGAAUGUUUCUUGUGUGUUUCGAGUCCCUCUGCACCUGUUUUGGCUCAAAAAGGAAGGAUGGAAGCGAAGAUCAUGUUCUUGCAGGACAUUCCAAUUCCUUGAGUUCUUCUGAAAUGAGGUCAAUUUCCGAUAGAAUUCCUGCAAGCCCGCUUCGAGUACCUGCAAGUCCAUCUAGAUUUUCAUUGUCUUCGCCUCCAAGUAGAAACGAGCCUUUAAACCUGAGUCUUGAACACGUUGUUAAACUGACGCAUAAUUUCUCGCCAUCCUUGAUGAUUGGCGAAGGUUAUUUUGGAAAGGUCUACAGAGCGGAGCUGCGAGAUGGACGUGUCUUAGCUAUUAAAAGGGCGAAGAAGGAACAUUUUGUUUCUUUACGUGCUGAGUUCAGCAACGAAGUAACAUUGCUAAAAAAUAUUGAACACAGGAACUUGGUCCAGUUGCUUGGCUAUAUUGACAAAGCCAAUGAACGGCUUAUCAUAACUGAAUACGUAUCAAAUGGCACUCUUAGGGAGCAUUUGGAUGGUCAACAUGGUCUAUUUUUGGGAUUUAACCAGCGACUUGAAAUAGCUAUAGAUGUUGCCCAUGGAUUGACUUAUUUACAUCUAUACGCAGAGAAGCCCAUAAUACACAGAGAUGUGAAGUCAUCAAACAUUCUACUCACAGAAGGCUUCAGGGCCAAAGUGGCCGACUUUGGAUUUGCGAGAACAGGUCCAACUGAGCCAGGACAGUCACAGAUUGAGACUGACGUGAGAGGAACUGCUGGCUAUGUAGAUCCAGAGUAUCUGAGGACAAACCAUCUUACAAUCAAGAGCGAUGUGUUCUCUUAUGGUAUUUUGCUCCUAGAAAUUCUUUCAGGCCGUCGUCCUAUUGAGGUCAGGAGGGGUGCAACAGAAAGGAUUACAGUGAGAUGGGCUUUCAGUAAAUACAACAGAGGCAAUGUUAGGGACAUACUGGAUCCAAUGCUAACUGAAGCAAUAAACAAGGAUAUACUGAACAGAAUCUUCGAUUUGGCGUUCCAGUGUGUAGCUCCUACCCGUGAAGACAGACCACACAUGAAAGAAGUCGUGGAGAGGCUGUGGAAGAUAAGAAGGGAUUAUACGAAAAUGCAAAGGAUAGCAGAAUUGACUCUCUGAAUUCUUGAACCAUCUGAUCCUGGUUGCCCUUUUUGCUUGGGUGAACAUAGAUCAGGUCCUGGUGGCUGGUGAAGACUGGAGAUUCCCACACAAAAUAAAGCAAAUUUUGUGAUUGUGAACUACUGGAAUUUUGUACAGGGUUGCAAAAUUGUUGUAUAUCGGCUCUAUGUAGGAGAUCAAUGUGCCAUACAGUGAGUGGCCUAUGAUUGAUGAUUUCCCUGAGUAGUCAUGAGCCCACUGAUCAACUUAAUUUGUUCAGCAAUCUGUAUCCUCAAGGAAAGCUCCUGUUUGUGGCUCU
This is a messenger RNA of Panicum virgatum (switchgrass), 2079 nucleotides long. RefSeq names its product calmodulin-binding receptor-like cytoplasmic kinase 3. The transcript is spliced from 6 exons. The record is from RefSeq and is a predicted model, not a curated record. NCBI's taxonomy places the organism in Eukaryota, Viridiplantae, Streptophyta, Magnoliopsida, Poales, Poaceae. Bases 630 to 1781 code for a protein of 383 amino acids. Gene Ontology annotation, biological process: protein phosphorylation. Gene Ontology annotation, molecular function: protein kinase activity; ATP binding.